AAACGACAGACGCAAACAAAGUUUUCCUUCUUUCUCGUUGGAGUUCACUGGAGCUUUUGCGAGUCUGACUACAGACAGAAACCAUGAGUUUGAAUUUGGAGGAUUACUUUCGGACGGUUUUCGAGUCGAAACUCUCAAUAAAUCCGUCACAGAACGAGAAUGAUUUAAAAUCGAUGGCCUUGCGACAUUUAGAGAAGCGCGCGGAGAGCGCGAGCAUGGACAAAGCACUGGAAGCUCAGAAAAAGGAGUUUGAGAUGGAGCUGGAGAGAGUCAGACAGAAGAAAGAAGAAAUGGCAAAAGAAGAGAAGAAACUGAAAGAAUCUGUACUGCAUUAUGACAAGUUUAUCAAAGAAAAUGACGCCAAACGGUCUCGAGCCAUAAAGAAAGCAGAGUCAGAGAGAGCUCAGACCAGGCAGAAAGAACAGGAGAUUGAAAGGCUAAAGAUGAAACUUGAUGGCCUGUUGGCUCAAAAAGAGGAACUGGAGGCUCGUGCCAAUAAAUCCAGCAUCUACCAACGUUUGAUAGAAAAUGCUGUUAAGCGGUCUGGACAGUUUGUGAAUGCUGAUCAAUUCAUUGCCCGUUUUGAAACACUACGGACAAUGCGUGAACACUUACUGGAAAAACAAAAUGCAAUAGAGAAAGAAACAGAGAGAAGGAGGCUGGAACACAGACAGUACUUAAAUGAACAGAAAUCUCUUAUUCUGCACUAUACCAACACAUUGUACCAGCUUCAGGCACAGCUAGACAGCAUACGUUCGGAAGCAUUAAAAUGGGAAUCAAAAAUGAAGCACAUCCAAUCCACUGCAGCAAAAGAUACACUCCUAUUGGGUCAGAUACUGUACACAAUCCUUAACCUUUAUCGCUUGAUUAGCAAAGAAACUGUGGAUGUUGAGAAUGCCUUUGAGCAGUUGGAAAAGAUUCAGGACUUUAUCCAGAUUCAAAAAGCGAUAGAGAGAGAGAUGAAAUCAGGGAUGCUCCCAUACUCCAAUUCCAUCACAGCAUACAUUUAGACCCAAGCACUGAGGACGUGUAGCCACUGAAAACAGCCAGAUGUGCCAAAGCUAAAUAAAAAAUCAUCAGCAUUUGACCACCCUGUU
Molecule: messenger RNA, 1097 nt
Organism: Xyrauchen texanus (razorback sucker)
Lineage: Eukaryota; Metazoa; Chordata; Actinopteri; Cypriniformes; Catostomidae
Gene: cfap73
Product: cilia and flagella associated protein 73
Exons: 7
Coding region: 84-1010 (308 amino acids)
Source: RefSeq, a predicted model, not a curated record